AGUGCAGUGGAGGGAGAGACUAGGCAGGUGUUAAGCUCAUACUGUGUGAGAGAGUGAACGAGAGAGAGGGAACCAGGGAGUGAGAGAGAAAAACAGUGAGGGCAUGGUAAAAAGGCUAAAGCGCUAACUGAAUAGAUAGAAGGCUGGAGGCAGACGACACGUAGUGGUGGUAGAGAGAGAGAGAGAGAUUGUUGUAAGACUAAGAAUUUCAAGAGAAGCAGACACAGACUCCCAGAGAGAGAGAAAGAGACGUAAACACCAUGCUAAGGAGGAAGAGGAGUGUGUCCUUCGGAGGGUUUGGAUGGAUUGAUAAGAGUACGGUCAGUGCACUCAGAGCACGGAAGCAGGAGAGAGAGCUGCUGACCAUCUCUAAUGUUCCCCUGGCAGACUGCCCCCCCUCUCCUCCGCGCACCGCACCCCCCACCAUGAAGUCUGCCCAUUUCUUCGACAUGAUGGAGAAGAUGGAGCAGGUACCAGAGGUAGCAGAAAAAACAGUGGCUGGUCCUCAGAGACUGAAGGAUGACUACAUCCCAUACCCCAGGAUAGAGGAGGUGCUGGAGAGGGGUGGGCCGUACCCCCAGGUGAUCCUGCCAGAGUUUGGGGGAUACUGGAUUGAGGACCCUGACGCCCUCGUCCCCACACCCCCUUCUCGGUACCCCAGCCUGUGUGACAGGGGGGACGAUGGAGGGGGAGGAGAAGGGGAAGAGGGGGACGCUGCCCUAGUGGGUUAUGGGUACCGGCUGGAGAGUAACGACGCAGCACGCGCCUACAGGAAGCACUUCCUGGGCAAGGACCACUUGAAUUUUUACUGCACGGCCAGUUGUCAUGGCAACCUCAUUCUGUCUGUGAAACAUGAGGAAGUGAAGAGUCAGGAGUAUCUGCAUGUCAUCCUCAGGUCUAGGAUGAAAACAAUGUAUGAUAGGAUCUCUCUAGCAGAACUUCCUGAGCUGCCUAGUGUCCCUGAACUAGCCACGCUGCUGUGUGGGGAUGCUGUUGGUCUCAGAUUCAGUCCAGCUCUGUAUCCCAAGGCCUCCCAACUUAUAGUGAGCUAUGAUGAACAUGAGGUGAACACCACCUUCAAGUUUGGGGUCAUCUACCAGAGGUUUGGACAGGUUUCGGAGGAAGAGUUGUUUAGAAACAGUGAGGAGACACCAGCCUUCACUGAGUUCCUCAGUUUACUGGGAGAGACUGUAGACCUACAGGACUUUAAAGGGUUCCGUGGUGGUCUGGAUGUGUGUCAUGGUCAGACAGGCUCAAAGUCGGUCUACACAGACUACAGAGAACAGGAAAUCAUGUUCCAUAUCUCUACUAAGCUGCCCUACACAGAGGGAGACAGGCAACAGCUCCAGAGGAAGCGACACAUAGGAAAUGACAUCGUAGGAGUGGUGUUCCAGGAAGAGGCCACACCCUUCGUAGCAGACAUGAUCGCCUCAAACUUCCUCCACGCAUUCAUACUGGUGCAGGUGGACAACCCCUGUACCCAACAAACCACCUACAAGGUGUCAGUCACAGCCCGAGAGGGUGUACCUCCAUUUGGCCCGCCCCUCCCCAGUCCAGCAGUGUUUAAAAAGGGUCCAGAGUUCAGAGAGUAUCUUCUCACUAAGUUGAUCAAUGCAGAGAAUGCCUGCUACAAGAGUGACAGAUUCGCCAGGCUGGAGGAGCGAACGCGGGCGGCCCUGCUCGACGGUCUACAUGACGAGCUGCACAGACACACUCAGUGCAUGCUGGGAGUGGGAAUCGGCCCCGAGGAGGAGCGGGCGGAGAAUGGACAUGGCCACGGAGGACUGCUGGAGUCCAUCAAGAGGGCGAUGCGAGGAAGGAGUGUCUCCAUGGAGAUGAUGGCAAAGGGUGGAGGAGGUGGCCUGUCCACCAGUCUGAGUGGAGGGGUUCUGCUCCACAGCAGCUCUGAUGCAACUAAUGUUAAGUCUCCAGUGAAACGUCGCUCUGGUCUUUUCCCUCGUCUGCUCAGUAUAGACAGCCAGACAGAGAGACAUAACCACAAUCAUCGCAGUCUCCAUAGUGACCAGAGAAGCUUUGAUACUGGCCACCCCACGCAGGAAGUGAGGUCAGAGACCCUCUCUAACCCCAGCUCUCCAGAGGCCUCCCUUAAGGAAAGGCCCAGCAGUGUAAAGUUGAAUGAGUGCAGUGCAAGCAGGACAAACGUCUCACACUCCUCAUCUAGUACAAGUAGCUUCAGCAGUGCAGCAGGAGAGGGAGAGGCCACCGACACUGACCCUAACACCCUGGCACCCUCAGUGUUCCUUUCUGUUCACAGCCCCUCCCUCACUGUUGAAGGUCAGAAUUCAGGGACCCCUGUCAUCAUGUGUCGCAGCCCCACUGAGUUAAAGAAUAAGAGUUCUCCUAGAUCCAACUUGAAGUUCCGUUUUGAUAAAUUGAGUCACUCUGCGACAGGACACUAGGUGACAGAUGUGGGAUGAGAGAGAGAUAAAACAGUUCAAAUGGGAUGGAGGUAUGACGGGCAGUACAUUAGGGAUGGGUGGAGAGAAAUAACAAGAGAGAGAAGGCCCCUCCAACCUGAGGAAGAGGUUGAAAGAAGAGAAAUGGCUCAAGAUGGAUGAUUCGGUACACACACUACAGUGGAAGUUUUAGGCCCAGGCAAAGCUUUGCUCUGCCUAGUGGAUAAUGGUCCUUUCAUAUUCAGCUGUCUGUGUGGUUGUUUCCUGAACACUGAUCAAAGUUCUAUGAGUGGCUCUAACAUAAUAAUAAUAAUAACAUGGGUCCUUGUCAGCAACUGCACUGCAUUCAAUACCACACAGAACUGUAAGGCAUAGAUUCAAUUCAACAUCACUAAGGCCAGAAGUUUUUCCUGACCAUGUGGUCUAACCAGGAAAAACUCUGGCCAUAGGCAUCACCAAUCGAGGCAAUAUUGAUGUCCAGACCGCCAUUCUUGGAAAGGGAAAAGUAAUCAUGGCUUGUCAUACAAAUGUUUCAAUCUGAGGGUCCCUGGAAUUUCUACACUGAACAAAAAUAUAAAAGCAACAUGUAAAGUAUUGGUCCCAUGUUUCAUUAGCUGAAAUAAGAUCCCUGAACGACACAAACAAAAAUAUGAUUUCUCUAAAAUGUUGUGCUCAAAUGUGUUAACAUCCCUGUUUCUAAGCAUUUCUCCUUUACCAAGAUAAUCCAGCCACCUGACAGCUGUGGUAUAUCAAGAAGCUGAUUAAACAGCAUGAUCA
Oncorhynchus gorbuscha (pink salmon) is the source of this 3194-nucleotide messenger RNA. It is a transcript of the gene rap1gap2b, whose product is annotated as RAP1 GTPase activating protein 2b. Gene Ontology annotation, cellular component: plasma membrane; cytoplasm. Lineage: Eukaryota; Metazoa; Chordata; Actinopteri; Salmoniformes; Salmonidae. Gene Ontology annotation, biological process: regulation of small GTPase mediated signal transduction; activation of GTPase activity. The record is from RefSeq and is a predicted model, not a curated record. Bases 261 to 2420 code for a protein of 719 amino acids. The transcript is spliced from 25 exons. Gene Ontology annotation, molecular function: GTPase activator activity.